Aspergillus versicolor CBS 583.65 is the source of this 1329-nucleotide messenger RNA. RefSeq names its product F-actin-capping protein subunit beta (gene cap2). Gene Ontology annotation, molecular function: actin filament binding. NCBI's taxonomy places the organism in Eukaryota, Fungi, Ascomycota, Eurotiomycetes, Eurotiales, Aspergillaceae. Gene Ontology annotation, cellular component: actin cortical patch; F-actin capping protein complex; cytoplasm. The transcript has 5 exons. Gene Ontology annotation, biological process: barbed-end actin filament capping; cell morphogenesis; actin cytoskeleton organization. The coding region runs from base 73 to 873 and encodes 266 amino acids. The record is from RefSeq and is a predicted model, not a curated record.
CUUCAGGGACACCUCCGAAGCAAGCAGUAAACAUCAUCAGAACUCAGCUACACUCUCCAGAAUUCCAUAACAAUGGCAGAUGCUCAAUUCGAUAGUGCGCUCGACCUUCUCCGGCGGUUGAACCCCCGCGAUACAAAGCAAAAUCUACAGGCCAUUACGUCCAUUAUCCCAGACCUUACCGAAGACCUCCUGUCCUCCGUCGACCAGCCGCUCGAGAUCCGUCGCUGCCCCAAGACGAAGCGGGAUUACCUCCUCUGCGAUUACAACCGUGAUGGCGACAGCUACAGAUCUCCCUGGAGCAAUGAAUUCGACCCACCGCUCGACGAUGGCACAGUACCGAGCGAGAGAGUGAGAAGGCUGGAGGUUGCCGCGAACGAAGCGUUCGAUGUUUACCGGGAACUCUACUACGAGGGUGGUGUUGGAAGUGUCUACUUCUGGGAUUUGGAUGAUGGGUUUGCCGGCGUUAUUCUCUUGAAGAAGGGGGUAUCUCCAGGCGGCAAGCACUCCGGCGAGUGGGACAGCAUCCAUGUAUUCGAAGCGACCGAUCGAGCACGUCAGGCUCACUACAAACUGACCAGUACAGUGAUUCUUCACCUCUCCAACGAAACCGAAGCUCUUGGUGAGAUGGACCUGAGUGGGAACAUGACCCGACAGAUCGAGGUCGAUUUGCCCGUUGACUCUGAUGCAAGCCAUGUCGCCAACGUCGGGAAACUGGUGGAAGAUAUGGAAUUGAAAAUGAGGAAUUUGCUGCAGGAGGUCUACUUUGGUAAAGCUAAGGAUGUUGUUGGCGAACUCAGGAGCGUUGGACCACUGUCGGAAACCAAUAGAGACAGGGCCACCCAACAGGAGAUGCUCCGAGGACUGCAGCGGUAGGCAGGAUCUUGGGUUCGGUGGUUAUAGCGAUUGUUUCAAAUAUCAGUAGUUAUUUUUGCGUAUCCUGCGGGUGCGGGGCUAGUCCUUGUAGGUACAUCCUCGGUCUGUGUGCAAUUAAAGUCGAUCUACGAUCCACAAAGGCGCUUCGUAAUUUGUACAGACAGUGUUUAUAGCAGUGCAUUCGAAUUCGGGUAUCAUAAAAGGAGUUCGGUUAUCCAGUACCGGUCGCAAUGCGCUCAUCCAAUAGAAGGGGACGGUAAAAGUAAAAGGGAUCGCUCCUGCAAGCCAUGCAAAACAGCGCCUGGCUAUGACCGGGGUAUCCUCUCUCCGUGAAAAUUUGAUAAAACGCCUGCUCAUCAUAACCAGAGGAGAGAAAUCAAUCCACCCCCAUGCUCUCCUGGCCUCCUUCUCCCUUCACCCCGGUCUGUCCGCCAGGAUGUGCCUGAUUAAUUCGCU